Molecule: messenger RNA, 735 nt
Organism: Diversispora eburnea
Lineage: Eukaryota; Fungi; Glomeromycota; Glomeromycetes; Diversisporales; Diversisporaceae
Source: the annotation of a GenBank genome assembly
AUGAUAGAUAAUGUUACCGAAGAAUUAUAUAACGAAUUGGAACCUAAAACGUUUUUCAAUAAGAUUUUAGUCACAGCAGAAGAAAUCAUUGCUAACUCUACUUCUCCAAGAAGAAAAAUAAAACGACCAUGGAACCAAUACAUGAUAUUCAAAAAAAAUUUUUCCAAAUUAAUUAAAAAUACGAACAUACCAUGGAAGGGCAACAUGAAAUCAGUAACAAGAGUUUCAGGCCAUAUUUGGAGUAAAGCCUCAAAAAAAGAAAAGGAAAGUUUCUGUAUCCUUGCCCAAAAAGCAAGACGGUUACAUAAAAAAAAACAUCCAGACUUUUUUUAUGCGCCGAUCAACAGAAAGUUUCAAGAACUUUUUAUUCACUAUAAUGGCCCUUCCUCAUCCUCUUCACCAAAUGCCAAUUCCGAAUCUGAACAACAGGAUGAUAUUUCCUCGGUACAAGUACAACAAGAACAACGACAAGAACAAGAACAACAAGAACGAGAACAACAAGAACAACGAGAACAACGAGAACAACAAUUUAAUAAUCAACAAAUACCUCAACCAAUACCUCAACCAAUACCUCAACCAAUACCUCAACCAAUGCCUGAACCAGUACAACUACCGCCGCAAUUUGUAUUAGAUUUUCCUUAUAUUAAUGAACAUCAAAAUUAUGAGGUUUAUUCUCCGGAAUUAUAUUUUCCUGAAUGCCUUCAAAAUCUUUAUUUUUAUCCCAAUUAUUGUUAA